Molecule: messenger RNA, 3895 nt
Organism: Mus caroli (Ryukyu mouse)
Lineage: Eukaryota; Metazoa; Chordata; Mammalia; Rodentia; Muridae
Gene: Gpr152
Product: G protein-coupled receptor 152
Biological process (GO): G protein-coupled receptor signaling pathway
Cellular component (GO): plasma membrane
Molecular function (GO): G protein-coupled receptor activity
Source: RefSeq, a predicted model, not a curated record
GAGAGCUCAAUCUUAAGCUCAGCUAUUUCUUGCCUAGGAGAAGCAGCCAGUUCAUCAUUCCAAGUCUCAGUUUCCCCAUCUGUGAAAUGGAGACACAUUGCUGCAUUUAUCUCAGAGUGUACCAUAGCUGUACUUUGUGUGGCCAAGAAGACUAGUGAAGGCCCCUUAGGCAGGAGGAGGCAUACUGGAAAAGGCUGAGAAUUGUCACCUUGAGUCCCCAGUAAAGUAACAUCCUGAUUGGGAUACAGGACAUAUGAAACGUUAAAAAAGAGACCAGACCAGAGACCUUGGAUGCUGAUGGAGAACUGGAGAUGGCACAGCCUGCCCUGGACUGGAGGAGCUCCUAGCAAAGGGUCUCCAUUGUCUGACCUUGUUGGAAUGGGGGGCCCUGGCUAGCAGCUUAGCCCUAUGGGGCCACGGUUAGGGUUUCCAGGAGAGCAGAGCCAUGAAUGAUUGAUGCUACCUCAGCUUGGGUUUCCUGCCUGUCUGCCUCCAUAUCGACAUUGGGUGCCAUGCGGCAAGCUCCACCGUGGGACUGGCUGGUGGCUGGACCUUGGGCAAGUGGGCAGCACCCUGCUCCUUCUACCUGGCCUGCACCUCCCAGACUGGCAGUCCAUGUCCUGCACUACGCUGAGGACCCAGAAUGGACACUGCUGUGGAAGCCAACCUGGGCGCUGCUGGCCACGGUCCCCGUACAGAGCUCAGUGAUGAGGACUACUACCCUCAGGGCAGCUGGGACACAGUCUUUCUGGUGGCCUUGCUGCUCCUGGGACUGCCAGCCAAUGGGCUGAUGGCAUGGCUGGCUGGCUCACAGGCCCGGCACGGGGCUGGCACAAGAUUGGCCUUGCUCCUGCUCAGCUUGGCCCUCUCUGACUUCUUAUUCCUGGCAGCAGCAACUUUCCAAAUCCUGGAAAUCCAGCAUGGAGGGCAUUGGCCACUGGGCACUGCCGCCUGCCGCUUCUACUACUUCCUGUGGGGUGUGUCCUAUUCCUCUGGCCUCUUCCUAUUGACAGCGCUCAGCCUGGACCGCUGCUUGCUGGCACUGUGCCCUCAAUGGUACCCUGGGCACCGUCCAGCCCGCCUGCCCCUCUGGGUGUGCGCUGGGGUCUGGGUGCUGGCCACACUCUUCAGUGUGCCCUGGUUGGUCUUCCCUGAGGCUGCCGUCUGGUGGUAUGAUCUGGUCAUCUGCCUGGACUUCUGGGACACCGAGGAGCUGCCUCUGCGGAUGCUUGAGAUCUUGGGGGGCUUCCUGCCCUUCCUCUUGCUGCUGGUCUGCCAUGUGCUCACCCAAGCCACUGCUUGCAAGACCUGUUGUGGACAUCAGCCUAGGCGCAUGGCCUGCCACGGCUUUGCCCGUGUGGCCAAGACCAUUUUGUCAGCCUAUGUGGUCCUGAGGCUACCUUACCAGCUGGCACAGCUGCUCUAUCUGGCUUUCUUAUGGGAUGUCUACCCUGGGUACCUGCUCUGGGAAGCCCUGGUCUAUUCUGACUACCUGAUCCUGCUUAACAGCUGCCUGAGCCCCUUCCUGUGCCUGGCAGCCAGCGCCGACCUCCGGGCCUUGCUGCGCUCUGUGCUCUCCUCCUUUGCAGCCGCUGUCUGCGAGGAGCGACCUGGAAGCUUCAUAUCCGCCGAGCCACAGACUCUGACAGGACCAACAUCUGAAGGCCAGUCAAGGUUUGAUUCUGUGGUCCAGCCUGAGGUGAAUCCUUCUGUCCAGCCACAGUCAGAUUCUGUGGUCCAGCCUGAGGUGAGCUCCUCAGCCCAGCCACAGUCAGAUUCUGUGGCCCAGCCUACGGUGGGCUCCCUGAUCCAGCCACCGUUGGAUACUGUAGUUCAACUUGAGGUGAACCCUCUGACCCAGCCAUCGUUGGAUCCCAUGGCUCAACCUCAAGUAAACCCCUCAGCCCAACCACAGUCAAAGUCUGUGGUCCAGCCUCAAGUGGACCCCCUGACCCAGCCACAGUCAAACACAGAGGCCCCAAUCCCUGCCUGCGGGGACGAGACAGCCUCUAACCCUGGUGAGGAAAACUCCUCUGGCCCAUGCCCAGAUCCCACUCCUGGGGCCCCUGAGAACCAAGACAGACCAGCUGUUCCCCAGGAAGGAAGCCCUAGCGAUGUCCUCCCAGAAGAAACCCCCAGUGCAGGACCUACUUGAGUGGUGGGAAGCCCAGGCCUGCCAGGGCAGUGGAAGAGUCAGAGAGAGCCAAUGAAGCAGCUGGGCAGAGGUGGGAACAGGAAGGAACCCAGCAGUGAGAGAGAGCCCCGUUGGGUCCCUCGAGCCUGCCGGGGAAGGCUGAGGGGAAGAGAAACCAGUCAGCCAAAAGUCCCAGGCAGGGCACUGUGAAUGUCUCCACCCUGGUCGCACCAGGCUUUUGCAUGACUACCCCAAGCACAUAGAGCCACCCAGCAUCCUUGAGUCCCUGAGGAUGGUCUUGCUGGCUCUGUUCUUCGGUCCCCCAAGACCCAUGCUUCCUUCCCCCUUAUUGCCUCCAUCCUCCUGGUAGAAGAAAGAUAGCAUGAGGCACUUCCUCUAGGCUUGAUCUGAUCUCCUCCCAAUCUUUCCCUAACUUUCCCCAUUCCUGUCUGGUUUUCUGGCUUGGGCACCCAACAAAAAUGUUCCCACAGAGAAGAGAGGCUUCCAAGAGUCCACAGACUCCAGCAGAAGCCAAUGGGCCCAGCACAGCCAAGCUGUCUCCGAUGUUCAUCUACGCCCUGCACACAAAGCCUAGGACAGGAUUUCCCUCGUGCGGCUAAGAAUCAGGAGCAGCCAGGCCUCGAUUCAAACCCAGCCCUGUCACAGCCUGGCUUCGUAGGCCGCCAUGCUCCUGCUCUGGGGCCCUUGAGGAUUACAGGAGAAAGUGAGUGCGGCCGUGCUAGAACUUGGCACCUAGUGAGGCUCUGGAGCAGAGGCUACUAACAGAAAAAAUGGCCCCCAGGGGCUGGGACUGCACAACAGGAAGACAGUGCCACCAUCUGACUAGAGGACCUGAGAUCCUCUAAUUGCUUAGAGGUGUCCUGUGGGUGCCUUGAGGGUGAGAGGCUUAAGAAAUCUUCAAGGUCAGACUCCAUUCAAGAGCUGAACUAAUGUCGCCUGCCACUAGCGACAUUAACCCUCGGGGAGGGUUGGACAGGAUCUGGGGAAGCUGCAGGUGCAGAGUGCACUAGAAUUUGAACCCCAGGAUACAGACAAGAAGCUGCCUAAAGGCAGAGAGCCCUGGGCACCGUGGUCCCAGGAAAGGCCAAAGCUCCGGAGGUCACAGAGCUGAGCCUAUUCUUCCUCUGCAGCUGCAGAUGUUGUAAGGGAAAAACAACACAAAACAGGAAGUUCUGAGGAUGCUUUCGCACGUGUUUCUCUCCAGUCACUGCCUCGGCAUCCAAACCAGUUUUCUCCUCUCAGCCUCUUGUGCUCCCAGAUCAGGCCUCCCUCCCUCAGCCCAGAUGUUCCCAACGGGGGUGGGGGGUGGCUUAUGUGACGCUUCACUUCUAGGAUGCUUACAUCUUAGAAAGGCAAGGUGGCAAGCUGCACAGGCAGCUGCAUUGUCAUUUCUUAAUGUCAUUUUUUUCUGAUCCAUAUGAUGGGGGAAAUGUGCUGGGUGUGGCUCACUCCUGUAAUCCUAGCACUCAGGACGCCAAGGCAAGAGUCUCAUAAGUUCAAGGCCAGCCUAGACUACAUAGUGAGACCCUGGAUCAAAACAGCGAAGGCUGGUGGGACAGGAGCGAUGGCUUAGCAACUAAAAGAAGAAAAUAUUCUUGUAAAGGACCAACGUUGGUUCUCAGCACCCACAUAUGGCAACUUACACUCAUGAAACUCUAGCUCCAGGGGAUCCAACAUCCCUCCAUGGGCACCUACAUAUACAGACAGAUAUACAUAUAAAUUAAAUUAAAUAAAUCUAAA